Molecule: messenger RNA, 1239 nt
Organism: Aspergillus vadensis CBS 113365
Lineage: Eukaryota; Fungi; Ascomycota; Eurotiomycetes; Eurotiales; Aspergillaceae
Product: D-galactonate dehydratase
Exons: 4
Coding region: 15-1166 (383 amino acids)
Biological process (GO): D-galactonate catabolic process; amino acid catabolic process
Molecular function (GO): galactonate dehydratase activity
Source: RefSeq, a predicted model, not a curated record
AAUUGCCCAGAAUCAUGGCUCCCAUCAAGUCUAUCGAGUACUUUCGCGUCAAGCCGCGCUGGCUUUUUGUCAAGGUGACGGACAACGAAGAUAAGUUUGGUUGGGGUGAGGCUACGCUUGAGGGGCAUACACAGGCUGUGGAGGGUGCGUUGGAUGAGAUCAUUGGGAGGCUUGUUGGUUAUGAGGCUGAUGACAUCGAGCACAUCUGGCAAACUAUCUGGCGGCUGGGUUUCUAUCGCGGUGGGCCCGUUUUCAUGUCCGCCUUGUCCGGCAUUGACAUCGCAUUGUGGGAUCUAAAAGGGCGGAGGUUGAACGUACCGGUGUACCAGCUUCUCGGAGGCAAGGUACGCAACAAGGUACAGGUUUAUGCUUGGAUUGGAGGUGAUCGGCCGAGUGAUGUUGAAGUAGCUGCCAAGGCACGUCUCGCACAGGGACUCAAAUGCGUCAAGAUGAACGCGACAGAAGACAUGAACUGGCUCGACUCGCCAUCCGUACUAGACUCCUGCAUUGAGCGCAUCAAACAGGUCAAGGCUCUCGGUCUUGAUGCUGGUCUCGACUUCCACGGCCGUCUACAUCGCCCCAUGGCUAAGCAGCUCGCGAAAGCACUUGAGCCUUACCGUCCUUUGUUCAUCGAGGAACCCCUGCUUGUUGAGCAUCCCGAAGCUAUCAAGCAGCUUUCUCAGCACACGACUAUCCCAAUCGCCUUUGGUGAGCGAUUGUAUACUAGGUGGGAUGUGAAGCGGUUCCUCGAGGAUGCGUCAGUGGAUGUGCUGCAGCCGGAUAUUGCGCAUGCUGGUGGGAUCUCGGAAACAAAGCGAAUUGCGACCAUGGCGGAGACUUAUGACGUGGCGAUUGCGCCGCACUGUCCUCUUGGUCCAAUUGCCCUCGCAGCUUCAAUGCAAGUCGCCCUCUCAACCCCGAACUUCGUCAUCCAAGAAAUGUCGCUCGGAAUGCAUUACAACGUUGAAGCCGGUGACAUUGACCUCACAAGCUACCUAACAAAUCCCACGGUGUUCAACAUCGAAGAGGGAUAUGUGCCAGCGCCUACAGGAGCGGGGCUGGGAGUGGAGAUCGACGAGGAGAUGGUGCGUAGAAUCAGUCGGGAAUCGGAGCCAUGGCUACCGAAGGAAUUCUAUGGCGUCGAUGGGGGUAUUCGCGAGUGGUAGAUAGCUUAGACUUGUAGGACAGAAUGUGGGGGUGAAUGCGGAGGUGAUCUGCAUCCUGACGUCUGAGAAUGCG